Pollicipes pollicipes is the source of this 1162-nucleotide messenger RNA. RefSeq names its product 39S ribosomal protein L2, mitochondrial. Gene Ontology annotation, cellular component: mitochondrial large ribosomal subunit; ribosome. Gene Ontology annotation, biological process: mitochondrial translation. The coding region runs from base 213 to 1151 and encodes 312 amino acids. NCBI's taxonomy places the organism in Eukaryota, Metazoa, Arthropoda, Thecostraca, Pollicipedomorpha, Pollicipedidae. The transcript has 6 exons. Gene Ontology annotation, molecular function: RNA binding; structural constituent of ribosome. The record is from RefSeq and is a predicted model, not a curated record.
CUUUAGCACUGAUCGCUACUAAGCGUGGCGCAGCCUAUUAUCAGCGUGUAGUAAAGGCCGAUUACUGUAGCGAAAUUACAUUACCUGAAACAGAACCGCUUCAGUUGUCUGGAAAGUGCUUUGAUAGAGGGGCAUUAUUAGAGCCUAAAAAGUAAUACACAUCUUGGAGUAUCUAUCUGGUCGUGACCAGCGGUGGUGUGUAAGCACCAACCAUGCUUCCAUCACUGUUGAGGUCACUGCGGCUGCUGAGUGUUGGUCAGCGGGUGCCGGCUGCUGCCCAGGUGCGCCUCAUCAGCAAGGACGUGCGCGUGCCCAAGCCGGGCGUCGGCAUCCAGUACCAGUACCGGGUGAAGCUACCUGAAAAGUACACCAUCCGCCGGCUGCCCAUCCAGAAGCUGGCCGGCCGCGACCCGGCUACCGGCCGCGUGGUGGUGGGCACGGUGGGCGGCGGCAGCAAGCGGAAGUACCGCUGGGUGGACGUGCGCCGGCCGCCGCUCGAGGACGGCUCGCCCCGCCAGGAGCGCGUGCUCCAGACCCUGUACGACCCGCUGCGCACGUGCACCAUCGCGCUCGUGGCGCACGGCGAGCACAUCCGAUACGUCAUCGCUCACGAGGGCAUGCGCGCUGGUGACAUCAUCACCACCUACGGCGACAUUCCUCGGAUCCCGGUACGGCCGCGGAUCGGCGACGCCCACCCUCUCGGCGCGCUGCCGGCCGGCACAGAGGUGUUCAACGUGGAAAAAUACCUCGGCGAAGAGGAUAGGAUGUGUGUUGCCGGCGGCACGUUCUGCACGGUGCUGCGCCGGGUCGGUGAUCGGGUGUUGCUGCAGAUGCCGUCCAAACGGCAGUUCUCGCUGCGCCAGGAGUGCACGGCCGUUGUUGGUCGGGUGAGCAUGCGCACACCCAGCAUCCGGCCGAUCGGCUCGGCCCAGCGGCUGCGCCACCUGGGCUACCGGCCGCGCUCCGGCCUCUGGCAGCGCAAGACGGGCCGCUUCGGGCGCAAGGUGCGCCGUCCGCCGCCGCUGCGCGAGCUGGACGCGCCGCCGCCGCCGCCGGCCGAGGUGCAGCGGCUCACUCUGCACGACGUGCACGUGCACAACUCGGAGGACACGGCGAAACUGUUCAGGCCGCUCCGGGGCAUGACCAACUAGCGCCGUCUUGU